Molecule: messenger RNA, 1056 nt
Organism: Sparassis crispa
Lineage: Eukaryota; Fungi; Basidiomycota; Agaricomycetes; Polyporales; Sparassidaceae
Exons: 6
Coding region: 1-1056 (351 amino acids)
Cellular component (GO): membrane
Source: RefSeq, a predicted model, not a curated record
AUGACCGCACUCGAUUUGAUUCAGCAAGGAAUUACACCCUCCUUUGAAUGGCCUGUCAAAUUCGGCUUGUACACUACCGCUGUGGCAUAUGUCCUCUCAGUGAUUACUGGGAAUGUCUCGCAAGUUGACAGGAUAUGGACCUUCAUGCCGACGAUCUACACCGCGUAUUUCGCGUUGCUACCUCUUUGGUCGCACGUUUCGCCUCUGCCUUUGUGGCCGUACAAGCCGGAAGUCUUGGAUUCUCAUGUCGCAGUGAACUACAGUCAGAGGGCUUUGCUCAUGUUUGCAUUGGUGUUCAUAUGGAUGAGCAGGUUAUCAUACAACACUUGGAGGAGGGGCCUGUUCAACUUGCAUGACGAGGACUACCGCUGGGCAAUUGUCCGCAAGAACGUCCCAUCACGGUUUCUUUUCGAGAUUUUUAACCUCGUCUUCAUCGCGGCGAUGCAGAACGUCAUCCUGUUCCUGCUCGGCCUGCCUACGCAUAUCGCCGCCUUCCAACAGCCCACAGAGCUCAGCACAUCUGAUUAUGUCCUUGGUUCUCUGGCCCUACUCGACCUUGCUCUGGAAUUCGUAGCAGACAACCAGCAGUACUCCUUCCAAACGUUCAAGCACAACGGUGUGCUCGAAAAGAAUGACUGGCCGGGCGCUCGGAUCCAGUGGACUGAGGAGGACGCCAAGCGCGGAUUCAUUACGCGCGGGCUCUGGGCAUGGUCCCGACACCCGAACUUCUUUUUUGAGCAGACUUUCUGGGCAAUCAUCACACUCUUCCCGCUACUUGCUCCUGAAACCCCUAGCCUCCCGACUCUCCCUAUCACAUCUAUGGCGCCCCUCUGGCCGUUGACUCCCGCGUUCGUACUCUGCUCGCUCUUCAUUUCGUCGACUUCCUUCACGGAGAGUAUCUCUUCGCCCAAGUAUCCCGCAUACCGCGCGUACCAGAGGCGCGUCGCGAUGUUCGUGCCGUUCCUUACGCCUGUAUGGGGCUUGUUCUUGAAGGUGCGGGGCAAGAAGGAAGAGGUGGACGAACUACUGUUCGGAAAAGGGAAGAAGACCGAUUGA